Messenger RNA from Trypanosoma conorhini, 1452 nucleotides. Its product is annotated as NADH:ubiquinone reductase (H(+)-translocating)/NADH dehydrogenase. The transcript has a single exon. The coding region runs from base 1 to 1452 and encodes 483 amino acids. Lineage: Eukaryota; Euglenozoa; Kinetoplastea; Trypanosomatida; Trypanosomatidae. The record is from RefSeq and is a predicted model, not a curated record. Gene Ontology annotation, biological process: mitochondrial electron transport, NADH to ubiquinone. Gene Ontology annotation, molecular function: NAD binding; FMN binding; 4 iron, 4 sulfur cluster binding.
AUGCUCCGCCGCGCAGGCCUCUUCGCCUCGACCGCGGCGGUGCUGGAGAAGACGCACGGCGGGCUGCGGGACGCGGACCGCAUUUUUGUUAAUUUGUACGACGACUUCGGCACCGACGUCACCAGCGCGGAGCGGCGCGGCGACUGGUACCGCACGAAGGACCUGCUGCUGAAGGGGCCCGACUGGGUGAUUGCGGAGAUGAAGGCGAGCGGGCUGCGGGGGCGCGGCGGCGCCGGCUUCCCCUCCGGCCUCAAGUGGUCCUUCAUGCCCAAGGUGAAGCCGGACGGGCGCCCCAGCUACCUCGUCGUGAACGGCGACGAGUCGGAGCCGGGGACCUGCAAGGACCGCGAGAUUAUGCGGCACGAGCCACACAAGUUGGUCGAGGGCGCCCUCAUCGCCGGCUUUGCGAUGCGGGCCCGCUACGGCUACAUCUACAUCCGCGGCGAGUUCUACAACGAGUGGCGCAGCGUGGAGCGGGCGAUCCGGGAGGCGUACGCGCGGGGGUACCUCGGCCGCAACGCCUGCGGCAGCGGGUACGACUUCGACCUCUACACCUACCGCGGCGCCGGCGCCUACAUCUGCGGCGAGGAGACGGCGAUGCUGUCGAGCCUCGAGGGCGGCCCCGGGAAGCCGCGGCUGAAGCCGCCGUUCCCGGCCAACGUGGGCCUCUUCGGCUGCCCCACGACGGUGACAAACGUCGAGACGGUCGCCGUCUCCCCGACGAUCCUCCGCCGCGGGCCGCAGUGGUUCGCGUCGUUCGGGCGCAAGAACAACGCCGGCGUGAAGCUCUUCUGCAUCUGCGGCCACGUCAACCGCCCGUGCACGGUGGAGGAGGAGAUGAGCAUCCCGCUGCGCGACCUCCUCGAGCGCCACGCGGGCGGGGUGCGGGGCGGGUGGGACAACCUCCUCGCCGUCAUCCCCGGCGGCUCCUCCUGCCCGCUCAUCCCAAAGAGCGUCUGCGACACCGUCCUCAUGGACUACGACGCGCUGAAGGAGGUGCACACGGGCCUCGGCACGGCCGCGGUGAUCGUCAUGGACAAGUCGACCGACCUCAUCGCGGCCAUCCACCGCCUCUCGCAGUUCUACGCCCGCGAGUCCUGCGGGCAGUGUGCUCCCUGCCGCGAGGGUUCCCCGUGGCUGGAAAAAAUGAUGCGGCGCUUCGUGCUCGGCAACGCCAAGAAGGAGGAGAUCGGCACCAUGCUCGACGUCUCGAAGCAGCUGCAGGGGCGCACGAUUUGUGCGCUGGCGACGGCCGCGGCGUGGCCGGUGCAGGGCCUCGCACGGCACUUCACGCCCAUGCUAGAGGAGCGCAUUGAGCGCUACUGGGAGGCGAACCCGCACUGGGGCAAGGCCGGUUCACCCUGGCGGCGCUGGAAGACGCACCGCUACUACACGAUGCAAAAGGGCGACAAACUCAACUGGGACGGCAAAAUUGUGCGCAACUGGAACUAA